This is a messenger RNA of Puma concolor (puma), 1688 nucleotides long. Lineage: Eukaryota; Metazoa; Chordata; Mammalia; Carnivora; Felidae. The record is from RefSeq and is a predicted model, not a curated record.
GUGAGGACUCUGCCUGGGGCUCCGUGGACGAUUCUGAAUCAUGGAGGCAAAGAGGACUCUUCCGGCCAGGAGACCUUCCUGUUGAAAGUUGUGGCCCAGCUUGGCCGGCCCUUCCUGUCUUCGGCUGUCUUGGGGAGAGGCUCCCACCGACCCAGAGCUAGGGGGUUGCGGCUUCCCCGGAUGGGGAGGUGGGCCUUCGACGUGGCCUUUGUGUGGAAGGCGGUGUUGACUCUGGGGCUGGUCCUCCUCUAUUACUGCUUCUCCAUCGGCAUCACCUUCUACAACAAAUGGCUCACCAAGAGCUUCCACUUCCCCCUCUUCAUGACGAUGCUGCACCUGGCCGUGAUCUUCCUGUUCUCCGCCCUGUCCAGGGCGCUGGUUCAGUGCUCCAGCCACAGGGCCCGCGUGGUGCUGAGCUGGACGGACUACCUCAGGAGAGUAGCUCCCACAGCACUGGCAACAGCGCUUGACGUGGGCUUGUCCAACUGGAGCUUCCUCUACAUCACCGUCUCGCUGUACACGAUGACCAAGUCCUCCGCUGUCCUCUUCAUCCUGAUCUUCUCGCUGAUCUUCAAGCUGGAGGAGCUGCGCGCAGCGCUGGUCCUGGUGGUCCUCCUCAUCGCCGGGGGCCUCUUCAUGUUCACCUACAAGUCCACACAGUUCAACGUGGAGGGCUUUGCCUUGGUGCUGGGGGCCUCGUUCAUCGGCGGCAUCCGCUGGACCCUAACCCAGAUGCUCCUGCAGAAGGCCGAACUUGGGCUCCAGAACCCCAUUGACACCAUGUUCCACCUGCAGCCACUCAUGUUUCUGGGGCUCUUCCCUCUCUUUGCCAUAUUUGAAGGUCUCCAUUUGUCCACGUCUGAGAAAAUCUUCCGUUUCCAGGACACAGGGCUGCUCCUGCGGGUACUAGGGAGCCUCUUCCUUGGCGGGAUUCUCGCCUUCGGUUUGGGCUUCUCCGAGUUCCUCCUGGUCUCCAGAACCUCCAGCCUCACUCUCUCCAUUGCUGGCAUUUUUAAGGAGGUCUGCACUCUGCUGCUGGCAGCUCACCUGCUGGGGGACCAGAUCAGCCUCCUGAACUGGCUGGGCUUCGCCCUCUGCCUCUCGGGCAUAUCCCUGCACGUUGCUCUCAAAGCCCUGCACUCCAGAGGUGAUGGGGGCCCUAAGCCCUCGAAGGGGCUGGGCUCCCACCCCGACCUGGAGCUGCUGCUCCGGAGCGGGCAGCCAGAGGAGGACGACAAUGAGGAAGAAGAGGCGUACUUCGUGGCCCAGGGGCAGCAGUGACCAGCCGGGAGACCAGCUUGGAGGCAGGCCUCUCCCCGCCCUCACACCUCACAGCAGCUCGGGGACCCAGGGGGCCCUUCGCGGCAGCUGGGGAGCAGCGGGCCAGGCCUCUCCCAGGCCGGGCCUUGGGGAGCGCGCAAUCGCCUGGCGGGGCUCGCUCGGGGAGCUGAGGAGACUGCGGGGUGCGCGUCGGGCCAGAGCAGGGCCGAGGCCGUGCUGGAGGCCCAGCGGGACAAGGGAAUGGGCGGUCCUCGGCCGCUUGCCAGGCUCUGGCGGCCAAGGUGGUGCUUUCCGGGGCACAGCGGGUUUCUUGGGGCACUGGGUUUAGACUGCGGAGCACUUGGGAAGGGGAGAAGGAGAGGCUGGAGCCUCAUCACCUGGACAGUGUCUUUUCUCAGAGAGCAGAU